This is a messenger RNA of Funneliformis geosporum, 1278 nucleotides long. The record is from the annotation of a GenBank genome assembly. Lineage: Eukaryota; Fungi; Glomeromycota; Glomeromycetes; Glomerales; Glomeraceae.
AUGGACAACUAUCGUAGACCAAAAGAUGUUGUCCUUCCAACACCUGGACCUAUCCCAGAACAUAUACGUAAGGCAACGAUUAAAAUAAUAAUACAACAACGACAGCAAGAGAGAAUAAAGAGAAAAAAGAAUUCUUCUGACAAUAGCUCACAAAAUAAUAAUAAUGUAGCCUUUCAGCAAGAAGAGGAAGGUGGGGACAAGGCUAUUACAAAAAUAAAAACAGCUGUGACAGUUACAACGAAUUCAGAGGUUAAUGGAAUAGAUCUUAAUAAAAAGAUAAAUGGACAUUUUAAUACUCAGGCAAUUAGUGGGAGUGACGACCGAAUGGCGGUAGAUCAAGAGGAUGAUUUAGAGAAAGGUUCAUUAAAUUUUAAUGAAAUUAUUUCUAAUAACAAGAACAAUAUGGAUUAUGCAGAGGAAAUAAUAUCACCCUCACGGAAUCAAGAGUCAUUAAAUAACGAACUAAUAAAUCCCGAGCCACCACCAGAACCUCCAGAUGAUGGAAAUGGAGAGUCAAGUAGCAGUAAAAAAAAUUCUGAAAAGUCUAUAUUGAAAGGUCAGAAUGAUAAUAAAGAAGAAGAAGCUAGUGAUGAUUCUUUGCCGGAUGAAGAAUUUAUUGUAAAUAAACUGGAAGAAUUAAAGGCAAAGAAAAAACGUUUAUGUCAACAAUUACGUGAUGCGAUAGCGAAACAAGAUAAAAAGGAUCCAGUUGUCGCGAUUAAUGAACCAAUUAAUAAGUUAAAGGGAGAAACAUCUGCAAAUAAUAAUACUGGAAUACCUGAGCAACCACAUAGAGUAGACAGACACAACAUACAAUCUACUGGUUAUAUACCAUCAAAUCGUGAUCAAUAUGAUUCAAACUAUUCAUCUCCAUAUAAUCAUCAUGAAGGAGAUGUUACCGCAUUUCAUCAUCAAUUACCGCUUAGAAUAAAACGAACAAACGAACAAACUUCACCUCCCCUUGGGCCAAUGAACAAGAGAAUUCGACAUCCACCAAAUGGAAUGCAUUAUGAAUCGAUGAUUCACAGUGUUUCUAGUAUGUAUGGUCCUCCGCCAACUGGACCAAGUGCCAUGACGGGAAAUGGAAUGAUGGGACGAGGAAGAGAGGAUCCAUAUUCAUAUUAUCAUAGGAAUGAAUUCAGACCACCACCUCCAACUGCACCAUACAUAGAUAGAACAUACGGUCGUGGACCAAUAAAUAAUAUGCGGCGAUUAUCUGGAAAUCUACCAACCAGAUCACCUAUAAGGCCACCGGAUCGUCCGCGCGGUAGAUAUUAA